Ooceraea biroi (clonal raider ant) is the source of this 1427-nucleotide messenger RNA. RefSeq lists its product as uncharacterized. Gene Ontology annotation, biological process: septate junction assembly. Gene Ontology annotation, cellular component: plasma membrane. The record is from RefSeq and is a predicted model, not a curated record. Lineage: Eukaryota; Metazoa; Arthropoda; Insecta; Hymenoptera; Formicidae.
UGCGCCACGUUCGUUCGGGCGCGCAUCGCGAUAAGCGCGUUUACGUUAAUUUACUUGUAAUGAUCGGUCGUGCGUUCGGGACGAAUCGGAAGAAAUACCAAAGAGUCAACCAAAGAGUUCAGCCUUGUUAGAAGUACAAACGGAAAAAAAAAAACGGUUGCUAAGACCGAAGAAGGGUGCGUGCAGGGGAGAAACAAUCGAUUGUCAUCAGAUCGAAGGAAAAAUCUUUCAAACUGGGAGACAGAAGAGGAAAACAUCGAAGAGUUAGGAUGGCGGACGAAAGUCAGCAAAGUCAAGAGCCGACCUCGAAACGUCGCAAAAUUUUGAGCCACCUGCCGAUCGCCAUUAAAGUGCUUGAAGUGAUAGUGGCGAUCUUUGCAAUCGGUCUGGCGGUUGAUCCGAUGGACUCGUUCCAGCACGUUUUCACCAGAUCGCGAUUCAAGCUGGCCGAUGCCGCUACGAUUUACAUCACGGUCGCUGGCUAUAUUCUCAUCAAUACGCUGUUCAUUCUGAGUCACAUGCUGGGUGACCGUGUACCAAAAAGAACGUUAAUAAUGUUUGCAUCCGUGGGUGCGUUCAUGCACGUGGUCGCCGGAAGCUUGAUGGUCCACAAUUGGCGCAAGAUCAACAAUUCCUACUAUUUUCCCAACAACGAGAAUUAUGCUAGCAAGCAGUACAUGGACAUGCUCGUAUCUGCAGCUGUAUUUACGUUCGUGAAUGCGGCACUGUUUGUUGCGGAACUUAUCGCCAUAAUAAGAUAUUCGUGAAUUGUAUUUGAAGGAUUUCAUGAGUGGUCCGACGUGGUCCAUGGGAGUUGAAGGACUCGCGAGUGUCGCCAAAGAGAUACGAAUAGUAGUUCAUUUUGAAAAAAAAGACAGUCGAUUUUUUAAUCUUGUUUAAAAAGUUUACUGCAAGCGACUUUCGAGCGAAGAAUUCUUAUGAACAAAUUGUAAUUUGACGAAAUAAUCUACUUCGUGUAAAGAUGAUGAAUCUCGUAAGAGGUAGUUGAACAAGGUCGUCGUGUUAGAAAUGUAAUAAUAGUAUUACGUAAUUGUAGUAUUAUCACUUGUAUUGUGUUAUAAUAGUAUCGUAUAAGCAAGGCAACGUGUAUACGUGUAUAUUUUAUCAUUAGGACAUAUCGACACACACAAUGGUACAAUUAUAUUAACAUAGUAGUAAGAAAGAGACCAAAUAUACGAAAUUGCAAUCAUUGCGCAUAACAGGCGCAAUCUUGAAAAAUCUUUUGCUGUCCAAGCAAAGAUCGCAUGUAAAUCCGUCCACUUUUGUAUUUAAAACGUGUUUAUAACAGGCACAAUCUUGAAAAAUCUUUUGCUGUUCAAGCAAAGAUCGCAUGCAAAUCCGUCCACUUUUUGUAUUCAAAGCGUGUUUAUUUCUAUGAGAUAUUCCAAUAAACAAACUUCAAGCUA